Messenger RNA from Brugia pahangi, 1113 nucleotides. The record is from the annotation of a GenBank genome assembly. NCBI's taxonomy places the organism in Eukaryota, Metazoa, Nematoda, Chromadorea, Rhabditida, Onchocercidae.
AUGAUGAUGAUGAUGAUGAUGGUGAUGAUAAUGAUGAUUGGAUCGAUGAACUAUCAGAACACAAUUGAUGCAUUACCAUUUCCAGAUGAUUUUGACUCAUUUCUCGAAAUGUUAUUUGAACAUGCAGAAUGUGAAGAUUUUCUCUCAGAUAAUGAAUGGUCUGCAGUUGCUUUACGAGAUUGUAAACCAUACGUAUGCAACUUUCCACGUGAAAUUUGCAGACGACCUGCAGCAAAAUAUCAGGAUGUGACAAGUAAUAGAUGCUCUAGAAUACCUGAGAAUUGUUUAAUAGCGGCAAAUGGUGGAAUAGCACUAACAACUGAUACUAAUACUUUUACCGAUAAUAGAAUUACAAAUUCAAAUAUCGAAGAACUGGAAUUAACAACAGUUGCAUCGUCACUGUCAAGUUAUUUCAAUUUUCAAUUUUCCACCAAGAUAUCACCAUUUCUUCCCACUACAGAAAUAGGAACCAAAUCAAUUGAUAAUUUAGUAGAAAUCUGUAAUUUGGAUCAACCACGAGGAAGAUAUUGUGGAUUUACAAUCAAAGUAGCUUAUAACAAAUAUAAUCAACGAUGUGAAGAAUUUUGGUUUCCUGGUUGUCGCACAGUUGAAACAAAUCAAAAUUUAUUUGACACUGUAGCAGAAUGUAUGAAAAAGACUGAUAUUUGUAGAGGUACCGGAACUUUUGUACCAUUUUUCACCACUCGUCAUCCAUUAAUGCCAGCUUCCAUAGAACCACCAUCACCACCAGUACCAUUAGUUGAACCAUUUUUGGCAACUACCACGAUACCUCAAGCAAAGAUUGUUGAUAUUAAUACAUCAGUAAAAUCUAGAGUGGCACCAACAGCUCGACCACCACGAUUGUUACCAUGGAUUUCAGGUGAAGUGGUAAAUCCAUAUGUUUCAGUUGUUGAUCCACAAUCUUCGCUAAAACCAUCGCAUUUAACAGUACAACCAUAUUGGAUGACUAGUCCUUCCGGUGCCAAAAUGAUACUUAGUUUAAUUUCGAACAGUAUAUCACAGUUAACCGGUGGUGGAUUGGGUAAUACAGAGGAUAGUGGUGGUUUUUUGUAUCAGAUACCUCAAUUUCUUCGUUUACUACAGAGAGGAUGA